AUGGACACACAAGCAGGAAUAUCUCAGAAGGACAUCUAAUGUUAUCCCUGGAUUGUGACAUAAAAGAUAAUGACAGUAGACAGGAUUCUCCAGGAGAUAACCCCAUUACCCCAAUUGUACAUCCAGCUCUAUCAGCUGAUCCCUCUGAUCCAGGGAAAUGUUCUCCUGAUCACUCUGAUAUUGGUGCAUCUGUUACAGCACUGACAGUAGAUACAGUGUUUCCCUGUUCUAUAGAUGCCAAAUGUUUUACACAAAACACAAAGCCUAUUACCCAUCAGACAGGUAAGGCAGGUGAGAGGCCAUUUCCAUGUUCUAAGUGUGGGAAAUGUUUUGCACAGAAAUCAUCUCUUGUUAUACAUGAGAGAAGUCACACAGGUAAGAAGCCAUUUUCAUGUUCUGAGUGUGGGGAAUGUUUUACAUCCAAAUCAUAUUUUGUUAUACAUCAGAAAACUCACAUAGGUGAGAGUCCAUUUACAUGUUCUGAGUGUGGGAAAUGUUUUACACGUAAAUCACAUCUUGUUCAACAUGAGAGAAGUCACACCGGUGAGAAGCCAUUUUCAUGUUCUGAGUGUGGGAAAUGUUUUACACGGAAAUCACAUCUUGUUCAACAUGAGAGAAGUCACACCGGAGAGAAGCCAUUUUCAUGUUCUGAAUGUGGAAAACGUUUUUCACACAAGUCUUGUCUUGUUAUACAUGAGAGAAAUCACACCGGAGAGGGGCCAAUUUCAUGUUCUGAGUGUGGGAAAUGUUUUGCACAGAAAUCAACUCUUGUUAGACAUGAGAGAAGUCACACCGGAGAGAAGCCAUUUACAUGUUCUGAGUGUGGGAAAUGUUUUUCACUAAAAUCAAAUCUUGUUCAACAUGAAAGAAGUCACACUGGAGAGAAGCCAUUUUUUUGUUCUGAGUGUGGAAAAGGUUUUUCACACAAGUCAUAUCUUGUUAUACAUGAGAGAAGUCACACCGGAGAGAAGCCAUUUUCAUGUUCUGAGUGUGGAAAAGGUUUUUCACACAAGUCAUAUCUUGUUAUACAUGAGAGAAGUCACACAGGUGAGAAGCCAUUUGCAUGUUCUGAGUGUGGAAAAGGUUUUUCACACAAGUCCUAUCUUGUUAGACAUGAAAGAAGUCACACAAGUGAGAAGCCAUUUUCAUGUUCUGAGUGUGGCAAAUGUUUUAUACGGAAAUCACAUCUUGUUAGACAUGAGAGAAGUCACACAGGUGAGAAGCCAUUUUCAUGUACUGAGUGUGGGAAAGGGUUUAUACAAAAAUCACAUCUUGUUCGACAUGAGAGAAGUCACACUGGAGAGAAGCCAUUUUCAUGUUCUGAGUGUGGGAAAGGUUUUAUACGGAAAUCACAUCUUGUUCAACAUGAGAGAACUCACAGAGGUGUGAAGCAAUUUGCAUGCUGAGUGAUUAAUAAAUCAGCUCUUGUUGGACACAGUAGACAUCACACAAGUGGUGAACCAUUUUAAUCUUCUGGAUAUACUCAUCUUCACCAUUUCCCUGCAAUGUUCCUUCAGGUUUUAUCUUAUGUCCUGUGUUUUUUUUACAAUAUACAUGCUGCUACUGGGUGAAAUAAUAAGACGUCAUGUCCUCCUUUACCUCUGUUAUGCAGAUAACCUGUCUUUGUUCCGGGUACUGAAAACAAUACCAAUACUAAAUGUCUAGCUGAGCUCCAGAUGUGGGUGAUGCUAGUUGGCCAUGACUCAGUCCUAGUGAAACAGGUCCAUAUGCUAAUGCACGCCGACUCGCCUGUCUUCUGAUUACUUCCACUCCUAUCCAAGAUUUUUCACGUGCUGCUCCCUUACUCUGGAAUUCCCUACCUCUCCCCCUCAGACUCUCCACCUCUCUACAAAACUUCAAACGGGCUCUUAAGACCCAUUUCUUUACCAAACACAGCCAACUUUAACCCUCUGUUCCACGCUCUCUAUGUACCCCAUCUGUGUCACCCCUGUCUGUCUACCCCUCCCCUUAGAAUGUAAGCUCUCACAAGCAGGGCCCUCUUCCCUCAUGUGCUUAUCCUUUUCUUACUUUAAUAAUCCUCAACUGCCCAAAUCCUGCAGUUUUUUGGCCAUCCUGGAACUUAUCUCUAUGUCAUUUACUGGUGUAGUUAUGCUUAGUUACCCUGUACUUGUCCUAUAUUGUCUUCAACUGUAAGUCACUGUUUUCCUGUUUUGAUUAUGUGCACAUGUACUCUGUAAUUGGGUGCUGCGGAACCCUUGUGGUGCCAUAUAAAUAAAGGAUAAUAAUAAUAAUGUAGAAGCUCAGCAACAAAUGGUAAGACUGCUGCUUUGCCGACCAGACCUACACUUAGGGGUUCAGAGUUUGUAUGGAACCUUUGUGUCCUGGAUGGUGGAGUGACACUUAGACAUCCGGUAUCAGCCACAGAUCCUCAUCUGAGGACCAUAGCCAGACUCCAGUACUUAAGUCCCUCAGAAGAUCUACCUACAGUCAUACAUGCACUUGUAUCAUCACACAUAGACUACUGCAAUGUCCUCUACCUGGGUCUCCCAGCAAUAGAAUUGCACCGCUUGUACAGAAUGCAGCAGCCAGGCUGUUACCUAACCAGCCCGUUCCUGCCCCAUAACAUCCAUUCUCUGCUCCCUUCACCGGCUGCCUGUAAGAUGGUGACUAUUACAUAAUCUUACUGACUCUCCCAGGCCUACGUGACCAGGGCCAAAGGUACCAGAAGCAGCUUCUGCCUCCUUACUGCCCUGGUUACUUCCAUCUGCAGAUGGACUGUUACCAGCAGCACCAAGAAUCUGCCGUAAUUCAUUUGUGGAUGAUCUGUUAGCAUUGUAGCCCUGACCAUGGAACCUGCUGCCUCACACAGUCCAAGAGACCUCCACUCUGGAGACCACAAACAGACUGAUGACUGUUACAUUAAUGUUCCUUCACUUCCUAAAUAAUACAUCCCACAUGCUGAGUACUUUAUUCUGUUCUACUUAUUGUGUAUCUUGUGCUCUGUGUAAAUGUGAAUGUAAAGUUCUGUGAGUGCUAUUGGGAGGAAAGUGCUGUAUAAGUAACAUUAUUACUGGUGAGAAUGACAGGAGUCAGAUCUAGUUACACCAUACGUUACAUAUACAG
Molecule: messenger RNA, 3084 nt
Organism: Pseudophryne corroboree (corroboree frog)
Lineage: Eukaryota; Metazoa; Chordata; Amphibia; Anura; Myobatrachidae
Product: zinc finger protein OZF-like
Exons: 1
Coding region: 39-1406 (455 amino acids)
Biological process (GO): regulation of DNA-templated transcription
Molecular function (GO): DNA-binding transcription factor activity, RNA polymerase II-specific; RNA polymerase II cis-regulatory region sequence-specific DNA binding
Source: RefSeq, a predicted model, not a curated record